UCCCCACAGAACGGUGUUGUCACGUGACUGGUGACGGCCGUCGGAACUGGAAGAGGAAACCUCCACCUUGUCGCCGGGAUCGGCCGCUUCCGAUGCGGUCCGGAUGGAGGCGCCUCCGGGGGAGCCUGGGCAGCAGCGGCCGCUGCGGGAGCCACCGGCGGCGGAGAGAGAAGCGGCAGAGGGAGAGCCCAUCCUCUUGGCUGAGCUGAAGCCAGGGCAGCCUCAGCAAUACGACUGGAAAUCCAGCUGCGAGACGUGGAGCGUGGCCUUUUCCCCGGACGGCACGUGGUUUGCCUGGUCUCAGGGUCACUGCAUUGUCAAGCUGCUCCCAUGGCCUUUGGAGGGAACCCAGCAGAACUGCAAAGCUUCGGAGUGCAUGAAAGCCGAGGCCAGGGGCCGUGGCAGGGCCAAGGAGAAGACGCUGGAGUGUGGGCAGAUCGUCUGGGGCUUGGCCUUCAGCUCCUGGCUGCCUUCCCGUUCGAGGAAGCACAUCCUGUGGGCGCCGAGUCCUGCGUGUUUGGUCCUCGCCACUGGCCUGAAUGACGGGCAAAUCAAAGUCUGGGAGGUUCAGACAGGGCGCUUGCUGUUCAGCCUCUCGGGACAUCAGGACGUGGUAAGAGACUUGAGCUUUGCGCCGGGUGACAGCCGUUCAAUCCUCAUCUCCGCCUCGCGUGACAAAACCCUGCGCGUCUGGGACCUGGGUCAAAACGGGAAACAACUGAAGGUGUUGUCUGGACACAUGCGGUGGGUCUACUGCUGCUGCACCUCCCCUGAUGGUCGAAUGCUGUGCUCCGCAGCUGGAGAGAAAUCGGCCCUGCUAUGGAGUAUGGAUUCCUACAGCCUCCUCAGGAAACUGGAGGGCCACCAGGGCUGCGUCGUGUCCUGCGCCUUCUCCCCGGACUCUGCGCUUCUCGCGACUGCCUCGUACGACACCUAUGUGAUCCUCUGGGAUCCUUGCACAGGGGAGCAGCUGAAAUCCCUCUGCCACGUUCCGCUGCAGCCGGCCCUGGACCAUGGCGCCGACUUCCACGCCAGCUCCCUGCGAUCGGUCUGCUUCUCGCCUGAAGGCCUCUACCUGGCGACGGUGGCAGAUGACAGGCUCCUGAGGAUCUGGGCCUUGGAGCUGGGGAGCCCAGUUGCCUUUGCCCCAGUGAAGAAUGGGCUCUGCUGCACCUAUUUCCCCCACGGGGGGAUCAUUGCUACAGGAACAAGAGAUGGCCACGCACAGUUUUGGACGGUCCCCCAAGCCCUCUCCUCCCUCAAGCACUUAUGCCGCAAGGUUCUCCGCAGCUGCUUCACGACGUACCAGGUGCUGAAGCUGCCCAUCCCCAAGAAGAUGAAGGACUUCCUCACCUACAGGACUUUGUAAGCCACCUACAGGAUGCGGGUUGACGGAGCUGUGCCUGCGUUCCACUGGACGGAGGGGGCGGCUGGCCUCGCCGAUCGCUCGUGCGAUAAGCUCUGGUCUUUUGCAGUGCAGGGAGGCCCAAACGGUCUGGUUGCCCCCUGCUCCUUUUGUGUGGGUUUCUGUGGUUAAAGAGACUUUUUAUAUCUGGACAAACACAGAUGGGCUAUAGGAAGAAAAUCUUUUGUGCGUCAGCCCUACGGAGAGCGGUGCAGCCAAUUUGACUGCUGUAGCCCUGUAGAAUGUGGACUUCUGUAUUUAAAUGCAGCCGCUCCCUUUUGGACACCGGGAGCUGAAACCUUACACGGGAGCCACCGGGGAAGAACUGUUGCCUGCAGGUGACUUAGUCUGCAAAUCAUAGAAUUGUAAGGGACCACGGGGGGCGGCGGGGGGGGAUCUAGUUCAACGCUCUGCAAUGGAGGGAUCUUUUGCCCAACCUGGUGCUUGAACCCAUGACCCUUAAGACUAAGCGUCUCAUGCGCUAACAACUAAGGUAUCUCAGGCCUGGAUCUGGCUGCUGUUCUUUGGAUCUGGACCACUGCCUUCAACAUGAAUGGUGAAGCCAGGAGGUCCUGCUACAUCCUGGAGGGAGAUUAACCUUUUGUGUCCUGUUAGGGACUAAAAGUGAUGCUUUGAAUGUCUCUUGGUUUAGGAUGGAGAGGAACAGGUUUGGAAGAAUGUCCUCAACGCAGGUGCUAUGGCUGUAGAGGACUAUUUCAAAGCUAAUAGUUCAUUUUGGAGCAGAUUCCCACCCCCUCCAAAAAAAGACCCUCCCCCAAAAAGAAUUGAGGUUGAGAUGUGGCAGGAGGUUCCCUUAUGUUAGUUUCAACAGAAUCAUGCAGGAAGCUGAAGUAAUAAUUCAAGUGAAUUCAGUGUGUGGAAGAGGGAGAAAUAGCAGAGGGGUGAGGAACAUGACUCAGCAGCUGUUGUUGUUGACUUCAGGUCUCUUGAGUUCCAGCUAGCAUAGAGACUGGUCAAUGUUUAUGGGAGAUAAAGGCCUAGGGCACACACUUUACAUGCAGAAAAUCCCAGGUUCAACCUAUCCAGUCGAGGAGAUUUUGCAUAAAUAGGGUCAGGGGAAACUGUGGCCCUCUGGAGGCGGCCUGGCCCACAACUCCCAUCAUUCCCUGGCUGUUCUUUGAGACGACCCUGAACAAAUUAUUUCAACCCGUGUUUGGAAGAAGGGAUUGGAUUCAGAUCUCCGCCCAGUCGCGAAACGUUUUUGAACCAUGGAGGCGGUGAUGGCCAGCGCAACUCAGAUGGCUUUGAAAGAGGAUUAGACAAAUUCACGAAGAAGGCUUAUCAAUGGCUUCUACCCAUGAUGGCCUCCACAAGUAUCUGCUUAGGCAUUGCGAAAACAGGAUGCUGGGUGAGAAGGGCCAAUGGCCUGAUCCAGCUGCCUCUUCCUACGUUCUCAAGCUUACUGGCUGACCCUGCGCUAAUCACCCAUCUCUCAGCCCAGGGUACCUCACAAGGCGGCUGUGAGGAUAAAAGGGAGAGGCAGAACCGUUUAUACUAGCUUGAGCUCCUUGGAGGAAUGGUGGGACUUUAAAAUGUAAUAAUUAAAAAAAUUAAAAAUGCUGGCUAGGGCUGAUCGAGAGAGAAGAGCUUCUGAGAGCCACAGGUUUAUUGUCGCUGCUAUACAAUUUGCGCCAGCUGCUCCUAGCCCUGGAUAAAAUUAUUUUGAAAGGGCAAGAGGCCCGACAGGGUGGCAGGUCCCCCUAAAGAUGCAGAGGUGUUAAAAGCGUCAGUUUGAGACACUAUAAUGGUGCAAGACGUUUUAAGGCAUUGAUAUGGGCUGUCUCCUCUUUAUGUGUGUGAUGCGUUAGGCAGAGUCCUUGUCAAAGAGAUCAGAGUUCUGGACGCGGCUUGGAAGUAUGUGGCUGGCUUAGGAGCUGAAGGCGAAAGCGGAUCUCAGUUCAUCUGGAAGCAAUGUUCCUUAUGCAGCCACCUUCCAAGGCUAGUCUCCUAGAAAUGUCCCCCCCCCCCCCUGCACACGACAUAAAUGUUGGACUGAACGUGAGUUAAUUUAUCAAGAUUUCUAGUGAAUGUAUUGUUGUGGGGAGAAUAAAUGAAGCCGAUUGAUUUCCACGCCUAACUACAGAAAGUGUGGCUAGAGGCUAAUAAGAAAUCAAGUCCUAUAAGGAAGUGGUUGGAAGAACGGAGCAUGUUUAGCACGGAGAAGAUGACAUCGUUAAAUAUCUGGAGGGCUGACAUGGUGGAGCAGAUUCUGCUCUGGAACACACAAGAAGUCAGUGGGUGGCAAGGUGACUUUGGCUCCCAGCGCCUGGAUUGCAUCUCUCCUGCUGCUCAAGCCUCUCUGCAGCUUCUAUUGAUGUAUCUUAAAGCAUGCCUGCUAUUUGCAAUUCACACAACUAGCAGCGUGUUUGGCCUUGCAUUGCCAGGCAGAAAAGCUAGGUGAGGUUACUUAAGACCCUGGAUGUAGAACUGUAUUGAACCAAGACACUUUGGCUAGGUGCUGAUAAAAUCGGGUUUUAUUAC
Molecule: messenger RNA, 3907 nt
Organism: Zootoca vivipara (common lizard)
Lineage: Eukaryota; Metazoa; Chordata; Lepidosauria; Squamata; Lacertidae
Gene: WSB2
Product: WD repeat and SOCS box containing 2
Biological process (GO): protein polyubiquitination; intracellular signal transduction
Molecular function (GO): protein binding
Source: RefSeq, a predicted model, not a curated record